AUGAAAUGGAUGACAGUUUGCGUGAAAUGUGAAGAAGCAGCAAUGAGAGAAAGUAGAAAAGAAUCUCCAAGGUGUCCCGGUCACGGAGUUGAGGGACGUACAACACGAUGGGAAGCACUUUCGGCCCCCCAUUGCCGCGGGAAAUGGGUUCGCAUAGAAUCACAACUCAUCGAUUCUAAAUCGGAGGAUAACAUUAAAUGUGAACUUUGCCCUAAGGGAUCUCAGUUUAUAUUUGUUUGA
This is a messenger RNA of Pediculus humanus corporis (human body louse), 240 nucleotides long. RefSeq lists its product as uncharacterized. Bases 1 to 240 code for a protein of 79 amino acids. Lineage: Eukaryota; Metazoa; Arthropoda; Insecta; Psocodea; Pediculidae. The record is from RefSeq and is a predicted model, not a curated record. The transcript is spliced from 2 exons.